This is a messenger RNA of Phyllostomus hastatus (greater spear-nosed bat), 2036 nucleotides long. It is a transcript of the gene GCGR, whose product is annotated as glucagon receptor. The record is from RefSeq and is a predicted model, not a curated record. Gene Ontology annotation, cellular component: plasma membrane. Gene Ontology annotation, biological process: cell surface receptor signaling pathway; adenylate cyclase-activating G protein-coupled receptor signaling pathway. Gene Ontology annotation, molecular function: glucagon receptor activity; peptide hormone binding. The transcript has 13 exons. Bases 375 to 1901 code for a protein of 508 amino acids. NCBI's taxonomy places the organism in Eukaryota, Metazoa, Chordata, Mammalia, Chiroptera, Phyllostomidae.
CUGACCCAGACCUGCACCGGCCACAGGGGUGCACGGGCCCCUGGGAGUCAGGCGGGGGCGGCUGGAGGAGGGUGCGGGGCAGGGGACAGGAGGGAGGGGUCUUGGGGCACACGCUGGGGAGACCCCUCCCCCACCGCAGCGCCCUGCCUUUGCACUGGCGGCAGGACCCGGCUCCCUGACCUUUGCCUCUGACCUUUGCCUUCUGGCCACCCCCUGCACUGACACAGAAAGGCCGCUCGGUCUGGGGGCAGGGCCUCCGGCGCGUGCCCCUGCUGCCCCGACGCCCCCCAGGCCCAGGCGCCCGCGAGCCCACGAGGACCCUGUGUUCCAUCUGCGCAGCCCCAGCCAGAUGUGGGGGGCAGCCGCCCAGAGGCAUGACCCCCACCCGGCCUCGCCGAGGCCCCCCCCUCCUGCUGCUGCUGCUGCUGCUGCUGCUGGCCUGCCAGCCGCAGGCCCCGUCCGCACAGGUGAUGGACUUCCUGCUGGAGAAGUGGAAGCUGUAUGGGGACCAGUGUCUCCACAACCUGAGCCUGCUGCCGCCCCCCACGGAGCUGGUCUGUAACCGAACCUUCGACAAGUACUCCUGCUGGCCCGACACGCCCCCCAACACCACGGCCAGCAUCCCCUGCCCCUGGUACCUGCCCUGGCACCACAAAGUCCAGCACGGCUUCGUCUACAAGACCUGCGGGCCCGACGGGCAGUGGGUGCGCGGGCCCCGGGGGCAGCCAUGGAGGAACGCCUCCCAGUGCCAGAUGGACGAGGAAGAGGUUAAGGUCCAGAGGGAGGAGGCCAAGCUGUACGGAGCCUUCCAGGCGAUGUACACCGUGGGCUACUGCCUCUCGCUGGGCGCGCUGCUGCUGGCCCUGGCCAUCCUGCUGGGCCUCAGGAGGCUGCACUGCACUCGCAACUACAUCCACGCGAACCUGUUCCUGUCCUUCGUGCUCAGGGCCAGCUCCGUGCUGGCCGUGGACGCGCUGCUCAGGACCCGCUACAGCCAGAACAUCGGCGACGACCUCAGCGUGAGCAGCUGGCUGAGCGGCGGGGCGCUGGCCGGCUGCCGGGUGGCCGCGGUGUUCAUGCAGUACGGAGUGGUCGCCAACUACUGCUGGCUGCUGGUGGAGGGCGUGUACCUGCACGGCCUGCUGGGCCUGGCUGCCGGCCCCGAGAGGAACUUCUUCGCCCUCUACCUGGGCGUCGGCUGGGGUGAGUGGGCCGCCGCCGCGGGGGGCCGGCCGGUCACAGCCCCGGAGCCACAGCUGCCGCCCCCCGCAGGCGCCCCCAUGCUGUUCGUGGUGCCCUGGGCCGUGAUCAAGUCCGUGUUCGAGAACGUCCAGUGCUGGACCAGCAACGACAACAUGGCCUUCUGGUGGAUCCUGCGCCUCCCCGUCUUCCUGGCCAUUUUGAUCAACUUCUUCAUCUUCAUCCGCAUCCUGCACAUCCUCGUGGCCAAGCUGCGCGCCCGCCAGAUGCGCCACACGGACUGCAAGUUCCGGCUGGCCAAGUCCACGCUGACCCUCAUCCCCCUGCUGGGCGUCCACGAGGUGGUGUUCGCCUUCGUGACGGACGAGCAGGCCCAGGGCGCCCUGCGCUUCGCCAAACUCUUCUUCGACCUCUUCCUCAGCUCCUUCCAGGGCCUGCUGGUGGCGGUCCUCUACUGCUUCCUCAACAAGGAGGUGCAGGCGGAGCUGCUGCGGAGCUGGCGCCGCUGGCGCGUGGGCAAGGCUCUUCGAGGGGAGACCCAGGGCGGUAGCCACCCGGCCUCGGCCCGGCCCACCAGCGGAGCCGCCACCGAGAAGCUGCUGCUCUCCCGGGGCCGGGCCGGCAGCGGGACCAGCCAGGGCCCCUCUGCGGGGCCCCUCGCAGCCGGCAGCCCCCCCGGGCUGGCCGACAGCCCCUUCUGAGGCCCUCGGAGCCCCAGCUGGGGCUGGACUCAGGAGCCGGAAGGGCAGCAACGAACAGUUCAGGCCUCAGCCCGCUCUCCCGGAGAGGCUGGGGGAGCUGGGGGGGUCCUGGGCGGCGGUCUGGGGGGCGGGGCC